UUUAAGCGGCAAGGUACCAAUGGUUUUGCGGUAGUGGUGUUGCGGCGGUUCUCUUGAGCGGUACUAAUUUCAAAUAUACGAGUCCAUUCGCGCAUAUAAUAGUGUUAAAUAACUUGCGGAAGUUUACAAAAAAAUUAGGUUCUUGAAUAGAAAAAGAAUGGCAUUGCAUAAGGAACCGACUAAGCAAAAUGACAAACAGCACCCACAAGAACCAUGGUAUGGUUCUAAAACCAGUUGCACAUCAGAAAAAAGCAUGGACAGCACAUUUAUGUAUCAGUCAAGAGAUCCUAUUAUUAAUAUUCCUCUAGACAAAGUUACUACCAAUGAGAAGCAGCAGGGUGGAGGACACAGCCAUGGGAUUCCCGCUGAACAUCCUACAUCUUUCUCUGAAACCCUUAUGCACCAUUUAAAAGGCAAUGUGGGAUCUGGUAUAUUUGCAAUGGGCGAUGGCAUCAGGAAUGCUGGAAUUAUUGUUGGACCCGUAAUUGUUAUCAUUUUAGGAAUUAUUUGUACGCACUGUCAGCACCUUUUGCUAAAGACAGCGAGAAAUCUUAACGAAUACAAAAAGCUUGACGUGAACCCUGACUUUGCCGAAACUGUGGAAUUAUGUUUUCAAAAUGGACCCCCCAAGCUGCAGGGCCUCGCGAAAAGCAUGAAGCGAAUGGUAAACAUCUUCCUCUGCAUCACACAGCUGGGCUUUUGUUGCGUGUAUUUUGUUUUCAUUUCGAACAACAUUCAGCAGGUGCUAGAAGUCCACGGUUUUGACCUGGACGUCCAUUUGCACAUGGCAAUAAUUCUAUUACCGAUCCUCCUGACUGCUUUGAUAAGAAACUUAAAGUAUUUGGCACCAUUUUCCGCUAUAGCGAACGUUUUAAUGCUUGUUGGAAUUGUUAUAGUCUUGUAUUAUAUGUUUCAAGACUUACCUCCCAUAUCAGACCGUGUUUAUAUAGCCAAUUAUCAACAGUUGCCGCUGUUCUUUGGCACUGCAAUCUAUGCUUUUGAAGGAAUUGGAUUGGUUCUACCGCUCCAGAACGAAAUGAAAAAACCUAAAAAGUUCACAACAUCUUUCGGAGUAUUAAACGUGGGAAUGUUCAUGGUGACGUGCCUUUACCUCAUCAUCGGCGUUCUUGGAUAUUGGAAAUACGGAGACGACGUUCAAGGAAGCGUAACUCUGAACUUACCAAAAGAAGAGCUAUUGGCCCAGUCAGUGAAAAUACUUAUCCCAUGCGGUGUCCUGCUAACUUACUCUCUGCAGUUCUACAUUGCAGUGGACAUAAUGUGGCCGGCGGCAGCAAAACUUUUUCCAUGUGACCUUAAAUAUCCAGUUAUUGCAGAGCUCAGCUUUAGAACUUUUCUUGUGCUCGUCACAUUUAUCCUUGCAGAAGCCAUUCCAUUACUCAGCCUGUUCAUCUCCCUGGUAGGAGCAGUAAGCAGUGCAGCUCUAGCCCUAAUCUUCCCCCCAGUCUUGGAUAUCGUAAGCUCCAUGACAUUCGGAGGAAUGACCACUUAUUCCAUAACUAAAAAUGGCUUGAUUAUCCUUAUAGGGGUCGUCGGAAUGGUCACUGGUACAUACGAAAGUAUUUCAGCCAUAGUGAAAGCCUUUAGCCAUAAUAGUUAGACGACCACAGGAAAAAAUUGGGGUAUUAUUGGGUCGGCCUCACGUAAUUUCGGUCCGUUUUAGGACUUUUUUUAUGAGGCUGACGGGCCUUGGAAGGAGAAAGUUGGAAGAAAAGUGCUCCCCCGGUUUGUGGAAUAUGCCAAGGAGUUUUACUUUGUUAUGUAAUUAAAAAUGCCACCAAUCUACGUCCUUAAGAAAAGUCAUUUGAGGGGUGUUUUUCACAAAAUAAUGUCGACAUAUUGUAAUUUAAGAUGUAAUUAUUAUUAGUGUUAUUGUUUAACGUAUUGUGAUAGUUUAUUGUGUGAUUAAUUCGUUUUUAGCGUUGAACUAAUUAUCGGAUAAGUGCAUUAAUGUUUUAAACCGUAAUUUAUUAUUUUGUAAUUUUUUUCUUGUAAGAUUUUAAGUCGUUUAAGUUAGGGACUAGGAAGGGAUUGUGAUAUCUUGAUUUCUUUUUCCUGUAACAAGCUUUUUAUUGCCUUUUUUUAUAUUUAAUAAAAAUCAUUUU
This is a messenger RNA of Anthonomus grandis grandis, 2123 nucleotides long. Its product is annotated as proton-coupled amino acid transporter-like protein CG1139. The record is from RefSeq and is a predicted model, not a curated record. The transcript is spliced from 9 exons. Lineage: Eukaryota; Metazoa; Arthropoda; Insecta; Coleoptera; Curculionidae. Gene Ontology annotation, biological process: amino acid transmembrane transport. Gene Ontology annotation, cellular component: vacuolar membrane. Bases 158 to 1618 code for a protein of 486 amino acids. Gene Ontology annotation, molecular function: amino acid transmembrane transporter activity.